AUGAUUGCUUGUAUUCCUUUCAAAGAUACAAAGAGAAUGGUAGAAAUAAGCCCAUGUUGCUAUCUCUACCCAGGUGUGCGCGACAAAAUUUUUGGCUUGCAGAAUGCUGGCACCGUAAGCAGUGCAGGAAAUUUAUCAUCCAGCAUGGAAGCAAUUUUCAUUUCAGUGACAAAUAGUAGAACAAUAUCAAGAUAUAGACGCAAUCCAAUAGCUAGACUUAGGACCAAUCGAACCAAAAGUUCCAUAGCAUCAGGCACAGUUAAUCUCACAGAAAGUGAAGAUCCACUAGCAAAUUUACUGUCGUUGGAAACUAAACAGAUUUUGAUGCGCCGUUCAUUCCAUGAUGAUGAACUCCCUAAACAGAUAGGAUUGAUGAAUUGA
Molecule: messenger RNA, 381 nt
Organism: Entrophospora sp. SA101
Lineage: Eukaryota; Fungi; Glomeromycota; Glomeromycetes; Entrophosporales; Entrophosporaceae
Source: the annotation of a GenBank genome assembly